Molecule: messenger RNA, 686 nt
Organism: Pungitius pungitius (ninespine stickleback)
Lineage: Eukaryota; Metazoa; Chordata; Actinopteri; Perciformes; Gasterosteidae
Product: B-cell receptor CD22-like
Exons: 4
Coding region: 16-459 (147 amino acids)
Source: RefSeq, a predicted model, not a curated record
AGUCCCUCUGCUGAGAUGAUGGAGGGUGGUUCAGUGACUCUGACCUGUAGCACUGAUGCUAACCCAGCAGCUAACUACACCUGGUACAAGGAGCAUGAAGACUCACCACGAGCAUCAGGACAGAUGUUCACCAUCACUGACUUCAGAGCUGAACACAGUGGGAAUUAUUACUGUGAAGCCCAGAACCAGAUGGGACGUAGUACCUCCACCUUACUUCAGAUUACUUCUCCAGGUGGAGAUACAACAACAAUGAUAAUAAACAUCACCAGGUGGCCUCUGCUGGUUCUGAUGCUGAUUCUUCUGCUUGUCUUCAGUCUGUGGAUGAGGAAGAAGAAAGCUGUGAGAUCCACCACUGAACCACCUGAGUCCAGAGAGGCUGUGGAGAUGGACCUUUAUCCUGAGUAUGAGAACCUCUCAGCACAGAGAGAAGACCCAGAGGAGCAGGAAGACCAGGUGUGAAGGUCAGCCAGGUGUCAGUCUGCUGCAACUCAAAACUACUUCCUGCUUCCAUUUCUGAGGAAUAACGUCAUGUGAUCUUCUUCAGAUGCAGUGGAACCAGAGGGAGACUCACCUGGACGGAGACAGGAACAAGUGGACAUAUUUCCCUUCAGAACCACCAGUUAUUAUCUGAGGUCUUUACAAAGUUAAAACUUUUUAUUUCAUUAUCUUGAAUCACUGUUUUUAUU